AUGAAGUAUUCAUACGUUCUCCUGGCUACCGCCAGCCUCGCCGCAGCCCAGCAAAAGUUCACAGACGUCGUUCCCAAGUGCUCUAUCGAGUGCCUGACAAAGGCCGUAAAGGACGGCACCAAGUGCAGCAGCAUCGACGACUCUGCCUGUAUUUGCGAGGCGGACAACUACCGCAGCAUCUACACCGUCGGCGUCAACUGCGUGCUUCAAGCCUGCGGCUCCGACGUUGCUAUUGGUCAGCUCCUCCCCGCCGCUGGCAAGUUCUGCCGCGAGGUCACUGGGGGCGCCUCCGCUCCCCCCGUCGACUCUGCCUCCGCAUCCGCAUCCGCCGUCGUUUCCUCUGCUAUCGCCUCUCUGUCAUCUGCCGCCGCUUCCGCAUCUACUGCUGCUUCCAACGCGACUGCCUCCGUAUCGAUCACCGCUACACCGACCGCCGGCGCUAGCAGCACGGCUGCUGCGGCUACCACUGCUUCUCAGGCUGGUGCUGCUCCUGCCUUGGCUUCUAUGGGUGCCCUUGGCAUGCUUGCUCUCGGUGGCCUUGCUGCUUUCUAG
Molecule: messenger RNA, 552 nt
Organism: Colletotrichum acutatum
Lineage: Eukaryota; Fungi; Ascomycota; Sordariomycetes; Glomerellales; Glomerellaceae
Exons: 2
Coding region: 1-552 (183 amino acids)
Source: RefSeq, a predicted model, not a curated record